This is a messenger RNA of Striga hermonthica, 2079 nucleotides long. The record is from the annotation of a GenBank genome assembly. Lineage: Eukaryota; Viridiplantae; Streptophyta; Magnoliopsida; Lamiales; Orobanchaceae.
AUGAAUCAGGGACUCUCCAAAGUAGGACACACUAUCCCUUAUCCCGAGGUCGAAAACAUGGCCGACCCGGACGACGCCAACUCAUGGACAUGCGCUGCUUGUCGCCUCCCGAUAUUCUCCACCCCUUUCGUCGUAGAUAGAUCGCGGGGCAGCAAUCUCCUGCUUCACGAUCAAUGCUCCGACGAAUCUCUCCCUCCCGAACUCCCGGGCCAUCCCCUGCACCCUAGGGGAGCCCUCAUCCUCCGACACCGCCGCCCGGAAGAAGAUGACGAUGCGGGAUAUGAUUGCAAAAGAUGUUUGUCGACUUGCGGGAGCAAAUUUUACGAGUGCCCGAUGGGUGAUGUUCGAGAAUGUGGGUUCAGGCUCGAUCUCCCGUGCGCCCUGUCGAUCACGGUCUUACACAGGAGCCACGAGCACAGGUUGACAGCUGUCAACGGGCAUGCAUGGUCUAUGUCGUAUCACUCAUUUGUCUGCAGCGCGUGCGGGGAACGGCACGUGCCGCCGGGUACAGAAAUUAGUCGCCUAUUAUCUGAAGUUACCUCUGGUUUUGAUCAAUUACCAAUCAAAGAUGCGGUAAAAGCAUACUCGUGCACGAGCUGCGAUUUCUGGAUUCAUCCCGACUGUGCGCUUCUUCCUAAUGCCAUUGUCGACAUAUUAUGUCACCGGGACCCUCUUCUCCUUGGAUUUUCUAUUAACAGAUUGAAUAGAAGCUGCAACAUUUGCACCCGCGAAAUUACGGCUUUCGGGUUCUACGCCUGUGUCACUUGUCGUUAUUACGUUCAUAUCGCCUGUGCUGUUAACUCAAGACGUUACAGAUUCCAGCCCCUGUUGGUUCGUGAAGCAGAGUUCCCGAAUCUACUUCGUCUGCCGAUGGAAAACGAGCACGCUAGCGCGAUGCCGCGUAUUAUGAAAACCAAGAUACCCAAUUACCCGUUGUUUGGUCUUGGGAGUACUACAACGAGUGAAGAUCAUCCAAUUAGUUAUAGGAUUGGCAAUUCAUCAUCACUUACUGAUCAUUCGAGCAUCAGCGAAUCGUUUCCAUCAGAAACUGUCAGAGUACACGAGCAUCCAAUUAGUUCUAGGAUUAGCCAUUCAAUACUUACUCCUCAUACAGGUAUACACGAGUUGUUUUCGCCAGAAACUAUCAGAGUACACGAGCAUCCCUUGAUCUAUCACGAUGACGCUCAAAAGAACAUUAUUCGUGUUUGCAAUGCCUGCACUCAAAUUAUUCUUCCACCCGAUCCAUUUUACAGUUGCGCAAAUAAUAAUAAUAACAGUACAUGCAAAGAUUUCUUUCUGCACAGCUGUUGUUCCGACUUUCCGAAAACUUUUUUGUCCUACCACAGCGGAAACUGUUUGUUUACACCAAAUGUAGCCACGAAGCCCUUCAACGUAUUCGAGUGUGUGGUUUGCAAGCACAAAUGCAAUGGAUCCGCUUACUAUAUCGAAGGACAGAAAAACUAUAUGGAUGUCGUUUGUGCCUUAAUGCCUCACUCAAUCACGCACGGUGCCCACGGGAAGGCCCAUAUUCUUCAAGGUAGGUGGGAAAUCGGCGAGUUCUACGAAUAUCUAAAGAGCUUGACGUGUAAAUGCUGCCUCGAAAAAAUCAAUGAUGAUACGAUAACUUCAUAUACGUGUAGCAGCUGUCAUAGCUUCUCCAUCCACCCGCACUGCGCUCUCCUCCCGGACACGGUCAGACACAAAUUUGACCGACACCCGUUGAAGCUAAUCACGAGCUCGAGUAAAGGAGAAGAAGAAGAAAACGGGCUUUGCGAGAUUUGCGAAAAGGACAUCGAUUGGAGAAAAUGGCACUACGGCUGCCAAGAAUGUGAACAAUAUUUUCACGCGAACUGCAUUCCCUGUCUCGAUCGUCUGUCAAAGAUUAAGUUUGGUUUUGAAGUUUCGGUCGGGUGCCAUGAGUGUCCGGUUGCCUGCGUUCGGGCUGUUUCGGUUGAUGGAUACCUGUGUGGCCAUUGUGGAAAAAACAUAAGGGAGAGUGAUGAUAUAGCAUUUGAAUGCUCCAAAUGUAAUUUUAGGAUGCAUAAAGGGUGUGUCCAGGAGCUUAUGAUAAAAUCUUGA